Strongylocentrotus purpuratus (purple sea urchin) is the source of this 3006-nucleotide messenger RNA. RefSeq lists its product as uncharacterized. The record is from RefSeq and is a predicted model, not a curated record. The coding region runs from base 44 to 2683 and encodes 879 amino acids. The transcript is spliced from 4 exons. NCBI's taxonomy places the organism in Eukaryota, Metazoa, Echinodermata, Echinoidea, Camarodonta, Strongylocentrotidae.
AAAGAAGAUCUCGGAAUCAUUGACUGUUCAGCGAUGUCGAGAAAUGUUGGAGAAUAAGUACCGAAAACAAUUGUGCAAAAUUCAAAUGACACCGUGGAAUCAAAGUGAUUAUGCGAAUUUCGAAGAUAUGCACACGGUUGUCACAAUGGUAAAGAAGGACGGUCGUGGAAAAGACACGAAAAAGAAGGAAAUACUCCAGGGUUCUGUUGCUGAAAUAUUUUCAGCGAAAGUAAAUGGCGAACUACCAGCUCGAAUCCUCAUUUCGGCCCCGGCUGGACGAGGGAAGACCACGGCUGUCGCUAAGAUGGCUUACGACUGGGUUCACAGAGAAAGUGGUUCAGCAUUAGAAAACCUGCCACUUCUGUUUGUUGUGAAAUUCCGAAACACAACGCAGCUUACAACGAUCGGAGAAGCCAUCAAAUCCCAGCUUUUGAGUGAUGUUAAUGAUCUCACACCAGAGGGUCUGGAGAGUUUCAUUAGAGAGAAUCAGGGAAUCUGUCACAUCAUACUAGACGGACUAGAUGAGUAUGCCGGUAUUUCUUCUUCAAACCGGAGCUUAGGGAGCAACAUUGUCAGUGUCAUCCGCUGGGAGGAAUUUCCAGAGUGUAGAGUCCUUGUAACAACGCGCCCUCAUCUAGAGAACUUCUUCAAUCAAGCGGAACUUCCAAGAGUAUACACAAAGAUGUGGAUCGAAGGAUUCUCGCAAGAGAGCUCACGAGAGUACAUCGACAAGUUCUUUGCUUCGACUUCGAAUCCUUGUCCAGGACAUAGACAUGGUCUAAAGGUUUACCUUGAUGACCAACCACUGAUUAAUGAACUUGUUAAAACACCUUUAUUUUGUCUCAUGGUUUGUCACUUAUGGAGUGAGAGCCUACUGGACAGGCGUACUACAACUCAGACAAAAUUACUGGACAGCGUGAAUUUUUUUUUAACGCACCAUGCGAACGCCCGAUCAAAGUCAAAAGUAAAAAUCACAACCGAUGAGUUAAGGAAAAUAAUUGAUCAAGUAGGCCAAGUUGCACUAACUGGUCUGCUCGACGAUGCUAAAAAACUAGUCUUCAAGCCUCAUGAUUUCCGUAAAAUUCCUGCAAUCCUGGAUAGGGCAUGUGAGCUUGGGAUAGUAUCCAAGACGAAUGUUUUAAUAACCGGCCUUCCUCAGCCCAACGACACAACUUUCAAUACCGUUGAGUUUUAUCACAAACUCGCCCAGGAACACUCGGCUGGGAAAUACCUCGCUGCUAAAACAAAGAAAUAUAUGUUACGACUGAAGAUUUCUAAGUUGGACAGACUGCUGCAAAAAAUCAAAGCAAACAUAGGUGACUAUGAGAAUCUCAUCCGAUUCGCUGCUGGCACAGAUUACAGCCAUUGCAUACGGAUAAUGGAGGCGCUUCUUUCCAACCGCUUUUUGGAUGAGAGCGAGCGAUAUCGCAUUCUCCUUGACUGCUCAUCAGAGACCAGGGGUACUGAAGGAAAUGUGUCUUCGUUGGUUCAAAGAUGUGUAACUGCACAGAGUAUUGUUCUUAAGUCACCGACUGUCUACACCGUCGUUGGGAUGACAAAUCUUCCAACGCAACUAAAACGUAAGGUUAGGACAGUUCAUUUCGAGGGAGCUACUCUAAUUAACGACGUGACAAAUGGACUAUGGUCUUGUCUUGGAUCAUUUUCCAUGCUAAAUACCCUCACCAUCUCAGACUCCUCUAUCAGUUUCCCCCCAUCUCCUCCGGAGCUUCCAUCCUUCACACAUCUAUCAGCCGAAAGAAUGACGUCACAAUGCUACGAAGGAGUGCUGCCAUCGAUACCUGGAGUGAGAGAUAUCGAUGUCUCUAUCGAUGCUGCAGAGACGAGCAACACUUUUCAGAUCACCACCGCCUCCAGGCCAAAGAAUCAGACCAGGGCUAUGGAUGAACAGUUCUUUGUUCAUAUCAGACUACACGCCUUGACAUCACUCACCACAGACAGGAAAAUUGAAUCAGGAGAGACAAUUGGAGGGAUUAGUCUUCUAUUUGAAGACCAAACCAAUAAACCACAGCGGCUGAAUGUGUCCGGGGUGAGGGGCAGAGACGAAGAAGCCUUGGUGGACCUGUUUGUCAAGACUAAACAACUAACGUAUUUGAACUCGGGGAGUGGAGGUGGUACUCUAGAAAAAAAGAACAACGUCCAGAAUACUAGGCUUGAGAUAGAGCAAUGCCAGCUAUCUACUAAGAUGACCGAGAAGUUGUGGUCCUGUCUCAGAUCCUUCACCUCACUGAACUCUCUCACCAUCUCAGACUCCUCUCUCAGUUUCCCUCCAUCUCCUCCUGACCUUCCAUCCGUCACAAAGCUAUUAACCGUGAGCGUGACGUCACACAGCUAUGAAGGUCUGCUCUCAUCGCUUCCUGGCUUAAGACGUAUCGGUAUCACUAUCGAUGAUGCAGAGAGAGACAUACCUCAGAUCACGGCUUGUCUUCGUCGGACCGGAGGACAGCAGCUCACACACAUCAACCUUUAUGCACCAUCAUCACUCCCAUCAGAGAAGAAGAGUGUUUCGAGAGAGACGAUGAGAGGACUGGGUCUUCUAAUCAGAGAACAAACCAAGAACCUGCAGGUGCUUUGGCUGCAUGGAGUGAAGUGCACAUACGAGGAAGACUUGGUUUACCUCAUCGAGUGCUGCAGACAUGUGAAGACGAUGUCACAGCUGUGGUAGGUUCUUGUUUAAAUCUUGUAUAAAAUAGAUUAAAAUCCGCUACUAGACGAUCCUGUUUAGUUAGUCUGCCGUAGUUAAGCAUAACGAUACGAAUGCGUGAAGGGGUGCACAGGUUCAAACUUGGGCGUAACCUCCAAGUUAGGAUGGGUUUUGUUUUACUAUUGCUCUCAAUUGUUAUUUUAGAAUUUUCAUUGUGCAGUCGCAAUGAAUAUAUUGAAUUUGAAUAGACCCCUCUACCUGUAUUGAACAUCCACAAUUUUGAUAUACAGUUGCAUGUAUUAUUAUAAACCGUCGGAAGGUAAAAUAAUGUAUGUCCAUUUUGA